AUGUUCCGUUCUCAAGCUAUUCGCGUUGCAAAGCCUUCGUUUACUCGUGCUCCUGCCCUGACAAAGGCGAAGCAAAUCCGAACAUAUACUACUGAAGUACCAAAAUCCAAAUCCAACAAUGGACUGCUAAUCGCUACUGUUGUCGCUGCUGUCGGAGCCGGCGGGUACUGGUACUACUCCAACAAUCCCGACGAAGCAGCUAGGUUGGAGGCAAAAGCAAAGAAAGACGAGGAGGUAGCCGUUCAGAAGGCUCGGGAAGCUGGUGCUGCAGGUAAAGCACGCGUUGAUGAUGCAUAUAAGCUGGGUCAGCUGAAAAUCGGCGAAGCGAAAGCCUCUGCAGACAAAACCGUUGGUCAGGCGGAGACAAGAGCGAAGCAGGCAGCCAAUGAUGCUCAAGCGAAAUUCGAUGAAUACAAAUCAAGUGCUUCGAGGAGCCUGUCGAACGCCAAAGACUCAACAGAGAAUUUGUAUAAUGAAGCUAGGGCGUCUGUGGAUCAGAAGUAUGGCGAUGCAAAGGGUAGUGUCGAAGAGAAGAAGGAACAAGCUAAAGCUGGAUGGUUUAGUUGGCUUGGAUGGGGGAAAAGCACUGCAGAGGAUAUUAAGAAGGCAGGUGCCGAGAAAGUCUCAGAUGCAGCAGGAGAUGUACAGGCGAAGGCAAGCAAGCGUACAUGA
Molecule: messenger RNA, 672 nt
Organism: Lentinula edodes (shiitake mushroom)
Lineage: Eukaryota; Fungi; Basidiomycota; Agaricomycetes; Agaricales; Omphalotaceae
Exons: 2
Coding region: 1-672 (223 amino acids)
Source: RefSeq, a predicted model, not a curated record